Molecule: messenger RNA, 704 nt
Organism: Gadus macrocephalus (Pacific cod)
Lineage: Eukaryota; Metazoa; Chordata; Actinopteri; Gadiformes; Gadidae
Product: CDGSH iron-sulfur domain-containing protein 3, mitochondrial-like
Exons: 3
Coding region: 176-568 (130 amino acids)
Cellular component (GO): intracellular membrane-bounded organelle
Molecular function (GO): 2 iron, 2 sulfur cluster binding
Source: RefSeq, a predicted model, not a curated record
GAAAGGUCGUUUGUACCUCAUUAGGGGAGGAACUACGGCGAUAUUGUUUAUGUUAGUUAGGGUGAAACGUGAUCUCCCGUUGAAGGCUGGUCUACUGCUUGGUCGACGUCCGACAACAUUCCUCGCUGUGGGGAACAGACCGGCGUCGUAAAUCAAGUUUGAUUCGAGCGAGAGGAUGAAUGCGCUUAUGAUCAUUGCAGUGCGUAAAGGAUUCACCGAAUCCUUCAAACAGCAAAGGCUUCCUGUUUCCACUUUCAUGAUACCAAGCCGCCUCCAGUCGACAGUACCUGUGGUUGCUGCUCGAAUACCCUGCAGAGUGAAAGUGUCCGCUGGGAAGCGUUAUUCAUGGUGCGCAUGUGGACACAGCAAAAAGCAGCCCUUCUGCGACGGCGCGCACAAGACCAAAGCGCCGGGCAUCCCUCCGGUGCGCUUCACCCCUGAGAAGGACGGACACCUCUUCCUAUGCGCCUGCAAACAGACGGGGAACCAUCCGUACUGCGACGGGACGCACCUCAAAGUGAUUCUCCAGGACGUGGUCAAGUCAGUGAAGAAUGUGUUUAAAUCCUAAAGAAAAGUCCAAUGUUGUCAUUUUCUCGUAUGCAUGCAGUAUACUAUUUUUUUUUCUGUACACCAAAUGUCAAAAUGUUUGUUUUAUAAAUAAAUAAUGAUAUUAAUUGUGAUAAAGGAUUUUAAACAAAAAGUCA